AUGCCGAAUCCGCUCCUGUUCGUCGGCAAGGGCGCGGCGCUGACGGCGGCGGCCCGAGCGGCUGACAAGGCGAACGAAGGCGGCGGAGCAUUCCAGCGGCUGGGCGAGGGCCGCGGCGCGGCAAUCCGGCUCGCGUGGCCGGCGGAGGCGCUGCACACCGUGCCGCACGAGAGGCGGGCGGCGGCGGGCGACGCGGACGACCCGUUCGCGCACGGCCGUCCGAUCACCAAGAGGGAGAGGCGCGCGGCGGGCGAGCUGCGCGCCGUGCAGCACCAGGAACGUGCGGAGGCGCCCAGAGAGGCGGAGCAGGCGGCGGCAGAGGAGCGGACGGCGGAGCAGGCGGCGCUGCUGGCGCCGCUCGCGGCGACGGACACCACGGCGCGCCUGGCGAAGCGGAGGCGGAGCGCCCUCGUGGCGGCGGCGAGACGCCAGACGGCUGAAUCGGGCUACGAGUCCACGUUCGAGGCGCCGGCGGUGACUGGCCGCAAGCGAAAGGUGUCGGCCGACCGCGUGGGCUGGGACGCCGCUUCGGACCGGUCGGUCCUUGCGAGCUAUAAGGCGCUCGGGCCUUGCUGGAAGGGCAUCGCCUCGAGGCUUCGCCAGGACACGGGCGAGGCACGCACGGGCGACUCUGUGCGCAACCGCGUCCUGCGCCUCAAAAAGCUGGGCGAGAAUGCCGACAAGAAUGGCGACUGCUGGACAGAGCAAGAGGUGCAGUGCAUCAGCCAGGGCGUUCUCGACGGCCUCCGCUGGCACAGCAUCGCCUUGCAGCUCCCCGGCCGGACUGCGAGCUCUUGCCGCAACCGUUGGGUGCGCCAGAAGCAGAAGGAUUUGGCGCGGAUCGGGGUGGAGGCACGGUCGGCGGCAGAGGUGGACCAGGCCUGCCGGCGCCACGGCCUUCUCCCGACGCGCAACACACACGGCGGUCGGACUGAGCCAGUCCCCUUCUCUACGAAGCGAUCCGCCUUCCAGACGGGGCCGCAGCCACCACCGCAGCUGAUUCCGCCAAAGCCACCCCAGCUGCCGAUGCAGCCGCAGCAGCCGCACUACGUGGUGCCGGCGGAGUACCAUGACAUGGCAGCCCCGGUCGUGACCAUGACAUGGCAGCCCCGGUAUCUCCCCAUCUGCGAGGCGCAGUUUGUGGCGGGGCCCUAUCCCUCCCACUUCCAAGGGAUGCUGCCACAAGCGUGGCAGCAGGCACCCCACGGAAUGAUGCCGGUCGGCGCCGCAAUGCCGGGGUGGCACUUCGCCUCCGCCCCUGCCGCGCCACCUGCACCCGCCUCUCUCGCCCCAUCGAUGGCGGCGCCCCGACCGGCGGCGGCGGCGUACGUGGCGGCUGGGGUUGGGGCAGCGGCGGCGAGGGAGGCGGCGGCGGCGGCGGCGGCGCAGGAGGACUCCAACGCUCGGGAGCACGAUGCAGAGCAGCGCUACUACGCACGGCUCCGCUCCCUCGUGGCUCAGGGCCGGCUGCCGAAGGGCGUGGCGGACCGAAUUGUGUUGGGGGGGAAGAGCGAGAGCUCGAUCGCCGAAUGA
This is a messenger RNA of Emiliania huxleyi CCMP1516, 1533 nucleotides long. RefSeq lists its product as hypothetical. The transcript is spliced from 2 exons. NCBI's taxonomy places the organism in Eukaryota, Haptophyta, Isochrysidales, Noelaerhabdaceae. The record is from RefSeq and is a predicted model, not a curated record. Bases 1 to 1533 code for a protein of 510 amino acids.